Messenger RNA from Ixodes scapularis (black-legged tick), 336 nucleotides. Its product is annotated as sodium-coupled monocarboxylate transporter 1. The coding region runs from base 1 to 336 and encodes 111 amino acids. The transcript has 3 exons. The record is from RefSeq and is a predicted model, not a curated record. NCBI's taxonomy places the organism in Eukaryota, Metazoa, Arthropoda, Arachnida, Ixodida, Ixodidae.
AUGACAAUAUACAGCAUUGCGGUUCCAUACAUGGGCUCUGCAUCAAGGAUCAUCAUGAUGGUUUACAGCGCUGUAACAGGACCAUUUGUUGGAUUAGUUAUAAUGGCCCUGAUUUUCCCCAUUGCCAACAGUAAAGGAGCAGGAAUUGCCACACUGCUUGCUAUCAUUCUUCAGAUGUGGCUUAUGGGGGAGAAACUCCGCCUUGGCGUAAAACCGACUCGAAUGCCUGUCACCGUUGACUACUGCCCAGUGAACACGACAAGUCUACAAACAACCGUGGAUGACACUUUUCCACAUGAGUACAAUACGCCUUUUUAUCCGUUUCUUGUUGUCUAA